Anoplopoma fimbria (sablefish) is the source of this 958-nucleotide messenger RNA. It is a transcript of the gene sdhaf1, whose product is annotated as succinate dehydrogenase complex assembly factor 1. Gene Ontology annotation, biological process: mitochondrial respiratory chain complex II assembly. NCBI's taxonomy places the organism in Eukaryota, Metazoa, Chordata, Actinopteri, Perciformes, Anoplopomatidae. The transcript is spliced from 2 exons. Gene Ontology annotation, cellular component: mitochondrion. The coding region runs from base 511 to 759 and encodes 82 amino acids. The record is from RefSeq and is a predicted model, not a curated record.
UUUUGUAGUCUUUUAGCUUCACGGCGGUGUCGUAACGUAGUAAGGUCACAGUCUGUUAUCAAUGAAGUACUGGUUUAACUCGGAACCAGUGGAGCCAGUGGAGACGGGUCCAACAUGUCUAUAAUCCCAGUUUAACCAGGUGAGUGGAGCUCACUGGUUUAGUCCUGUUACUGGUUUAACUCCCAGUUUAACCAGUCAUCAGAAGGUUCAUCCACUCUGCAUCUGUUCAACACCUGGAAUCCUCAGACGACCUCUCAGCCAAUCAGAGCUCCCCGUUCACCUCCUCACCUCAGAGGCGUCCACCUGAGGAGAACGAGGCCGUGGAGCGCCGUGGUGCAUUCAGGGUCCUCGCUGAUGUGCUGAAUUUUCCUAUUAAUUUCUAUACAGUCUGAGUUUGAUCACAGCGGCCUCUAGUGGACGUUAGCCGAACUGCAGCUGAAGACGCUCCUGUCUUCAACGUGUCCCUGUAGCUUCCUGUUGACCUGGUCCUGAUCUGGUCCAGCCGGUCAGAUGGCUCGGCACAGCAAGCUGCAGAAGCAGAUCCUGGAUCUGUACCGGAGCUUCCUGCGGGCCGGCCGGGACAAACCGGGCUUCAUCCCACGGAUCCGUGACGAGUUCAGGGAGAACGCUCGCAUCAAGAAGACGGACGUGAUGCACAUCGAGUAUCUGUUCCGGAGAGGACAGAGACAGCUGGACCAGCUCAGGGACGUCAACACCAAACAGCUGGGCUCCUUCUCCAAACCCACAGAGAAGAGCUGACCUCUGACCUCUGACCUCUGACCUCAGAUCCUGACUGACUCCUACAAAAACCUAGAAAGACUUUAAUUUAAACCUUCAUUCUGAGAUGCUGCAUUCCAGUGGGGAAACAAAUGCUCAGUGUGGAGGAAACGUGAUGUGAUUAAUCACGACAUGUUUGGGAUGUUAAAUAUGAAAUGAAAAUGUUCUCCGACUGUUUAGA